GUGGGGCGGAGCGGGAGGAGGGGAGGCUCGGGCGGCCCGGCCCACCACCGCAGGCGCCGCCUCCUCCUCCUCCCUCCAGGCCUGGCGCGGCGGAGGCCUUGAGGCGCGCCCCGCCCCCGGGCCGGCCUUCCUUGGGCCCACGCCGCCGCCGCCGCCUUCCUCCUCCUCCUGCUCCUCCACGCCGUGGGCUAGGUGUAAACGAAUCCAGAAAUUCAGGACUUCUAUCCAAGCUAAGAUAUCAACGGCAUGAAGCCCAACUUCCAAUCUUAAGACGGUGUUCUUGACACAUCUAGUGACAUAGACAAGGAGGCAUGGAUGGCUUCCCCUCUAUGUGUGAAAGGAGGACUGAACCACAGCAGUUGACAGGAGUCAGAGCAGCCCGGAAGGUUUGUUUAAAAAGAGAUUGCCCCUGACAGGCAGUCAUGGGAUUCCCAGAUGUGGGCUCUGAGAGGACUCCAUCCUUGACUUUUAAAAGAUGCACAGAGCGUAGCAAUUCAAGAGCUGCAGCAUUCCCUGCAGUGCUCCAGACCUUUGAUCAGAAGUUUGGCAGCAUAUGCAGGAUUCCCAAUUCUCUGUUUGCCUCUGAAGCUCAAGGUGUUUGUGUGUGGAUUUGCAAGGAAGAAGCAAAGAACAGCAGGGAGAUGGCUGCGGUGGCAGAACAGGAAAGUGAAACCCGGCUGUGCAGCAACUGCAAAAAGGAUAUUCCUGUGGCAAACUUCACCAUCCACGAAAUCCACUGCAGCAGGAACCUUGGAGUGUGUCCCAUGUGCAAGGAGUCUUUCCCUAAAUCGGAAAUGAGGAGCCACCAAGAGCUGGAGCACACACAGGUCAUGUGCAAAUGCAGCAUGAAGAUGGACAGAGGACUCUUACAGGAGCAUGUGGCUUUGGCGUGUCCCUUGCGGCCUGUAACCUGCCAGCACUGCGACCUCGAACUUGCGUUCAACAAACUCCGGGACCACGAGGAUUACUGUGGCACUCGGACCGAGCGGUGUGUCCGAUGCAGCCGCAACGUGAUGCUGAAAGACCUGAAGGAGCACCCGAAGGACUGUGGGGAGAAGGCAGAGGAAGCCAGAAUGGGCCCGGCCAAGCCCUGCUUGAACUCGGCGGUUUUGCGUAAUGUCAAGACAAUAAAAAAUGUCUUGCAUUCCGAGGACUCUCUGGGGCCCCCGCCGAGGAUGAGCCGGCUCUAUAAUUGCCUUUCAGGAGACCAGCUCCACAGAAGGAACCCGGGUCCAUUACAGCCAGAUCAGAAUCGAGACCACCUGGAGAAGGCCACAAACACCCUCCCCUUCGUUGGCAGCGAGCCAGAUUGUGAUCUGGAUUACCUGUUGGCUCUUAGUCUGCAGCGUGAAAAUAAUUCUCAUGACCAUGAUACCACAGAGAUCCGGAAGGAAUUCGGGAAGAAUAUCUGCCCCACAAGGACUAGACCAGCUGAGCACUAUAUUGAAGCAAAUGACUCUAGUUUCCUCCCUUCAGAUUUCCUGGUACCUGAUAAUGGUCCAAAUAAUCGAAAAAUUGAGACCCUGCUGCCCUGUGAAUUCUGUGAGGAGCUCUACCCUGAGGAACACCUAAUUCUUCAUCAGACGGGCUGCAACCCAGCAAGUGCCUUGGCCUCCUUCAGCAAGCGGCGUUCUUCAGUCCCUCGGCAUGAUCGGGACGAGCGCCUGAUGGACUUGUGGGAACAGCUGCAGGGCAGCCGGCCUGUCGGCGGCAGCAGAGAGGCCUUCCCUCUCCAGCACGACUUGGGGGGCAGCCUUAUGCUCCCCUGCGAGUUCUGUGGUGUUCAGCUGGAAGAAGAGAUCCUCUUCCACCACCAGGACAAAUGCGACUUGCGCCCAGCCACUUCCUGCUCAACAGGAAGAGCCCCAUUGCAGCAAGAGGCUCCAGCUGUGGACAACUUGGAGAGAACAGAGUCACCCGACGUGCCUCGGAGGCGCAUCCGGCAUCAAGGAGAAAUCUCACCUCAGUACCUGGAGGAGUUCAGGCAGCAGCGGCCUCCCCAGCCCAUCCACCGGCUUCCCCCAGGAGUGGCUGCCAGACUCGUCCAGCUGACCCCUCCCAACAACACACAAGAGAGCAAAGUUGGCCCUUCUGAACAAGGGAAGCUCCGGGAGCUUGGCAGUGGUGGAGGGAGGUCGCUGAGCUGGGGUGCAGGCAGCCUUCCGGCUGCCCCGCUGCCUGCCCGGCCCUCCCCUCCGGGGGACUACGUGCCAAGCUUCCCCACGACAGCUCCAAGGCGACCCAGCCUGCACAGCGAAGGAGGCCAGAGUACCACCAGGUCUGCCCAUCAUCACAACAGCACCAAGGGAAAACCCUGGCGGCCUGAAUCGGACUAUCCUGACGAAGAAUAACAGGAUUUCCAUGGGCAAGUGACUGGCCUUGAUCUUGCAUUUUCCCCAGCGUGGUUCUGCUGGUUUUCAUAUGGGCUGCAACUUUACUGGGAGUGGGAGGCAACCAUCCCACAGCUGUAGGGUGGAGAUGUGGCUCCUGCUCAGAGCUGCUUUUCCCCCAGUGUGCAAAGUGUGGUUGGGGAUUUUGUCAACCCAGUUGCUUAAUUGUAGGGCAGAGUCUGAGUCAUGUAGGCCUUAAGCUCCCUAGGAGAGAAGACAUUCACACCGAGAACAGGAGCUGUGCAGCCAAUCGCACAGCUAACACUACAGGCAUGGCUGUGAGGGAGACGCCAGCGGGCCGUUUCCUGCCAGGAAGGCUGGCUUGUGGGCUCCCCUGGCUAGCCAGGCUUCGGCCUUGCAUUCUGUGACUGGGAGCAAGCAAUUCCUCAAGCCACACUUGGCCAUCUGUCUGCCCAGUCAGCUCUUAAGUCUGCUUGACCAAUGGAAAAGAAGUGUUGGGGAAAGCCAUAACGUGUGUGUGUGUGUGUGUCUAAUACCAGAAGUGCCCAGUUAAAUUCCUCAAACUGAGACAGGCUUCGUGACAUAGGAGCAACCAACCAGUCUUCUGUUCUUUGUGUGUUUUUCUCUUUCUGCUGUACUGGAGACUGUUUUAAAUUUCUUGUAAUAAACUUUCUAUUUACUGGUCA
Messenger RNA from Hemicordylus capensis (graceful crag lizard), 3037 nucleotides. It is a transcript of the gene TRAFD1, whose product is annotated as TRAF-type zinc finger domain containing 1. Lineage: Eukaryota; Metazoa; Chordata; Lepidosauria; Squamata; Cordylidae. The record is from RefSeq and is a predicted model, not a curated record. The transcript is spliced from 16 exons. Gene Ontology annotation, molecular function: zinc ion binding. The coding region runs from base 423 to 2351 and encodes 642 amino acids.